Nothobranchius furzeri (turquoise killifish) is the source of this 1182-nucleotide messenger RNA. RefSeq names its product Yip1 domain family, member 4 (gene yipf4). The record is from RefSeq and is a predicted model, not a curated record. Gene Ontology annotation, biological process: vesicle fusion with Golgi apparatus; endoplasmic reticulum to Golgi vesicle-mediated transport. Lineage: Eukaryota; Metazoa; Chordata; Actinopteri; Cyprinodontiformes; Nothobranchiidae. Gene Ontology annotation, cellular component: trans-Golgi network; membrane.
CCGCAGCGCUAGGGCUGAACGAAAACAAAAUGCAAUAAUUAAACUUUCCCGAUGAGCUGUGAUCAAUGACAGCUUCAUUAACGAGCCUCGGCAUAUUUCACCAACUGUUCAAGUAAAUGCCAUUACUCUGGAGCUGAUGGGAGAAGCAGCAAAGGAAAAAACAAACAUGCAGUUCUCUCCGACAAACGGAGAUUUUACCUUCGUCUCCUCUUCGGAAGCUGAGGACCUCAGCGGCACCAUCAGCACUCCGGAUGUGAAACUAAACAUGGACAGUGAUGGAGGUAAAGAUCCGUACGCCACCACCUUCCUGAGGCAACGAGGCUAUGGCUGGCUGCUGGAGGUGGAGGAAGAGGAGAACGAAGAAAGCAAACCUCUUCUGGAAGAGCUGGACAUUGACCUGAAGGACAUCUAUUAUAAGAUCCGAUGUGUGCUGAUGCCCAUGCCAUCUCUGGGUUACAACCGGCAGGUCGUACGAGACAACCCGGACUUCUGGGGCCCUCUGGCUGUAGUGCUCCUUUUCUCCAUGAUCUCCAUCUACGGGCAGUUCAGGGUUGUGUCUUGGAUCAUCACCAUCUGGAUCUUUGGAUCUCUAACGAUCUUCCUUUUGGCUCGUGUUCUCGGUGGGGAAGUUUCUUACGGCCAGGUGCUUGGAGUGAUAGGAUAUUCCCUUCUUCCGCUCAUAGUCAUCGCCCCUCUGCUCCUAGUGAUCGGAAGGCUGGAGGUCGUUUCUACACUGAUCAAACUGUUGGGCGUGUUCUGGGCUGCGUACAGCGCUGCUUCACUUCUCGUCGGAGAUGAAUUCAAAACAAAGAAGCCUCUUCUCAUAUACCCUGUUUUCCUUUUGUAUAUCUACUUCCUGUCGCUAUAUACUGGUGUGUAACUGGACUAGUUGGGCCUCAUCACAGACAUUGGCCUCGGUCGCACAAUAAUGAGUUUAUUUUAAAAAGGUGUCCAUUUCCUUUUUUAACGCUGUUCAUUUGAGGGAUGUGGGGAAAUAUAAAUAUUAUCACUGUAAAUACUUUUACUCCUGCUGUCUUUGGUUAAUAAAAUGCUAAUAAUUUUGCAGCUUGAAGCUCAAAAAUGUCUCGUUCAGCCGUGCACUUCUGUCCCUUCAUUUUCUCUGUGGUUUAUGGUCCUCUGCAGGGUUGUUGGUGUGAGAAUAAAUGAAACUGAAUGAUUUGA